Messenger RNA from Sphenostylis stenocarpa, 618 nucleotides. The record is from the annotation of a GenBank genome assembly. Lineage: Eukaryota; Viridiplantae; Streptophyta; Magnoliopsida; Fabales; Fabaceae.
AUGGAAAGAGCCGACCAUGUUGAACAGAGCAAUGAGUUCGAUCGUUUCAAAGCAGGCCUUCGUUUGAGUUCACCCAUUCCUCUUCCUGUGCAUACUCAUCACAAUUCUGUGAAAUAUCUUGGUUCUGAUUCUCUCUAUUUAGAUCAGUCAGCAAGAUAUCUAUCACAAAGUCAUACUCCUAUAAAUUGUAUCCCUGGUCAAAGAAUGACAUCUAGUUCUCAUACUGCGAACCCUAUAGAAGAGCAGUUGCUUAGUUCAACUAUUCAUACACAAUCUGCACCAGUUUUAAAGACCAAGACUACUCUGUCCUUGGAUAGUGGGAAUCAGUUGUCAGAGCAUGGUGUGGCAGGAGACAGUAGCAUUGGAACUCUACUUGGUUGUCUAAUGGCAGCUAUGUAUAUGGGUGGAAGCCUUCCGCAAAUUUGUUUAAAUCAUUCUUGUGAGAAGCUUGGAUUGGUCAAGAAUGGCCCAAAUCUACCGUGGCUUAUAGAACCAGGAGGAUGUGCCCUUCUUGAUCUUUUUACGCUAGGGAAGCAUUGUAAGUAUGAAGCAUGUAAGGACCUUUUUUACUGGGGAAAGUCUGAUUUCAGAGCAAUAAUGACAAGGUUGGGAGAGUAA